This is a messenger RNA of Doryrhamphus excisus (bluestripe pipefish), 2590 nucleotides long. RefSeq names its product 3'-phosphoadenosine 5'-phosphosulfate synthase 1 (gene papss1). Lineage: Eukaryota; Metazoa; Chordata; Actinopteri; Syngnathiformes; Syngnathidae. Gene Ontology annotation, biological process: sulfate assimilation; 3'-phosphoadenosine 5'-phosphosulfate biosynthetic process. Gene Ontology annotation, molecular function: sulfate adenylyltransferase (ATP) activity; adenylylsulfate kinase activity; ATP binding. The record is from RefSeq and is a predicted model, not a curated record.
CCGCUGCUACGUGGCUUUUCCCGGUUCCUGUUGCUAGUCGCCGCUUCCUCGGAGGAUACCUGGACGGAACACCCACAAUUUAUCGGCUUUUAAAGCAGCGGAGCGGCGGACAACAUGGAGACGUACGGGAACUCGCACAAGAAGCAGAAGUUGAGCAACGCGACUGAGAACUGGGGGAUGCAACGUGCCACUAAUGUCACCUAUCAAGCACACCACGUGAGCAGGAACAAGCGUGGGCAAGUGGUGGGCACCAGAGGGGGCUUCCGAGGAUGCACAGUUUGGCUCACUGGUUUGUCUGGUGCUGGGAAGACCACAGUGAGCAUGGCCCUAGAGGAGUACCUGGUCUGCCACGGGAUACCCUGCUACACCCUGGAUGGGGACAACAUCCGCCAGGGCUUGAACAAGAACUUGGGAUUCAGCCCAGAGGACCGAGAAGAAAACAUUCGCCGCAUUGCUGAAGUUGCAAGGCUUUUUGCAGACGCUGGUCUCGUCUGUCUCGCCAGCUUCAUCUCUCCCUAUGGCAGGGAUCGUCUGAAUGCCAGAAAGAUCCACGAGGCCGCCGGGCUGCCUUUCUUUGAAGUGUUUGUGGACGCCCCGCUGGAUGUGUGCGAGCAGAGGGAUGUGAAGGGCCUCUACAAGAGAGCCAGAGCAGGCGAAAUCAGAGGUUUCACCGGCAUCGACUCGGAAUAUGAGAAACCGGAGGCCCCCGAGCUCGUGCUGAAGACAGACUCAUGCAGCGUGAAUGAGUGCAUACAGCAGCUGGUUGACCUGCUUCAGGAGAAGGACAUCGUGCCUGUUGACGCCACCUAUGAGGUAAAAGAGUUGUAUGUUCAGGAGAACAAACUAGACCUGGCCAAGGCGGAUGCGGAGACGCUGCCUGCUCUUCAGAUUGGGAAGGUGGACUUGCAGUGGGUACAAGUUCUGGCUGAAGGCUGGGCCACUCCACUCAACGGCUUCAUGAGGGAGCGGGAGUAUCUUCAAUGCCUCCACUUUGACUGUCUACUAGACGGUGGUGUCAUCAACCUGUCUGUGCCGGUGGUGUUGCCGGUGGCUUCAGAGGAUAAAGAGCGCUUGGAUGGUGUGACGGCCAUGGUGCUGGUCUACGAAGGCAAGCGUGUGGCCAUCCUUCGCAACCCCGAGUUCUAUGAGCACCGCAAGGAGGAGCGCUGUGCUCGCCAAUGGGGCACCACCUGCAAGAACCAUCCCUACAUCAAGAUGGUGAUGGAAAGCGGCGACUGGCUGGUCGGGGGCGACCUACAGGUGCUUGAUCGGAUAUACUGGGGCGACGGACUGGACCAGUACAGACUGACACCCACGGAGCUCAAACAGAAGUUUAAAGAAAAGAAUGCAGAUGCCGUGUUUGCCUUCCAGCUGCGUAACCCAGUACACAACGGCCAUGCUCUGCUGAUGCAGGACACCCAUAAGCGUCUGACCGAGCGGGGCUACCGCCGGCCCGUCCUGUUGCUGCACCCGCUGGGAGGCUGGACCAAAGAUGACGACGUGCCCCUACCCUGGAGAAUGAAGCAGCAUGCCGCCGUGCUCGAGGAGGGCGUCCUAAAUCCGGACUCUACCAUCGUCGCUAUCUUUCCCUCGCCCAUGAUGUACGCCGGCCCGACGGAGGUUCAAUGGCACUGCAGGGCUCGAAUGGUGGCCGGUGCCAACUUCUACAUUGUGGGCCGUGACCCCGCCGGCAUGCCGCAUCCUGACACGGGGAAAGACCUGUACGAGCCCAGUCACGGGGCCAAGGUCCUCACCAUGGCUCCCGGCCUCAUCACCUUGGAGAUUCUUCCUUUCAAAGUCGCCGCUUACAACAAGCUCAAACGAGCAAUGGACUUCUACGAGCCCAAAAACCAUCAAGAUUACGACUUCAUCUCAGGGACACGCAUGCGCAAGUUGGCCCGCGAGGGGGGCAACCCUCCGGACGGUUUCAUGGCGCCAAAGGCCUGGGCCGUGCUGAAGGAAUACUACAAGUCACUGGAGAAGGCCUAAAAGACCCAGUUGGGACGAAGGAGCUGAAAGCUGGGGACGCUGGUUUCUGUGGAGGUGGAUGUUGGGGACCAUUCAGCACAUUGUCACAGCUUUGUCACGUAUACUGUAUGUACUUUAUUUGAUCUUAGGACAUAGUUUACUCAACACCUGGCAGGGUUAAGGGGUAGCUAGUUAGAGCUAGUGUAGCUAAGAGCUAUUUUUAAGCAGCUUUAUAAGUGUAUGUUCUAGUUGGAAAAAGGUACCCGUAGGAUGAUGAGGGCCAAACAAGUUGCUUUCUACUGUAACUUUGUACGUUAAUUGUAAAUGUUGAGUGCCUUGGUCAAAACGCUUGCCUUGAAAAAGUCAGACGUGCAUGACAGAAUCAGGACACGCCCACUUCCUGUCGAACAGAUGUAUUUAUAAUGAAGACCUACUGUCACCAACCAUCACAGUUAACCUCGUUUUAAGUGUAUUUAUUCUAACACUGCAAUCAUUUGAAGUCUACUUUCCAUGUAGUGCUGUGCUUCCUUUUACAGUUAAUAUUUCAUGUCUAAUAAGAUGUUUCAUGUUCACCAUCAUGGGAUGCGAUUUGUAUCGUUCUUGUCCAAUAAAACAUUUAUAA